AUGUUUAAAUGUAUUUAUAAACUUUAUAUAAUUUUUAAACGUAAACGAAAAAAGUCAACGUAUAAAAAUAGUAAAGAGAUUAGAAUGUUCGAUAAAAAUUUAUUAAAUUCAAUAUCAUCUACCCAAGAUUCUUAUGAUAUUAUAGGUAAAAAAUUACCAGUCAAAGAAUUAACCCCUAUUAAAAAUUCAAAUGAUAAUAACCCCUUUAGAGAUAAGGAAUUUUUAAUUCCAUUCUCUCGAAAGAUAUUAAAUCAAAAAUAUUUUUAUAAUGCAUUGUCUAAUUUUACUAAUGAUAAUGAUUUGAAAAGUACUGAAAAAUAUAUGAUAAAAGAAAAUCAAAUAGAAUUACCUGAGAUUAAUCCAACAAUAUUUGAAGUUGUUUAUAAUGGAAAUUUGGAUAUUAAUAAUUUCACUGCUCAAGAAAUCAUGUCGCUUUUAUUUGCAAGUUCUUAUCUUGACCUAAAAAAUCUUACUUCUUGUCUUUUUACAACCCAUUUCACUGAAAUUAUUCAUGCAUUAAAUACUUCUUAUUCUACAAUUAAUCACUUUAAUGAAACAAUUUAUUCACAAAAGAUUGACCAAAGAAGAUAUAUAAUCAAUCAUUUAUAUUUGGAAUAUUUUUCAGUAAUAUUUGGUUCAAAUUAUUAUUUAUCAUUUCAUAAAAAUUUGAUUUUAUAAUAUUUUAUCACUGGCAUCACACUCCACCAUGUUUUCACUGUUUAUAUUUAUCUGAGGAACUUAGUUUUUUUUUGCCUCACAAAAUUAUUUUUUUUACUUCUCUUUAAAUGUCACAGUCACAUGGGGGUGGAAUUUUAAUUAUAAAAGUGUUGGUGAUACUGGGGUAAAUGAUUUGACAUAUAGUCCACAUCUUUUCCAGUAAUACCACCAAAUUUUCACCUUUACAUAGUAAAUUAUAUAUAAUAUAAACUAAAUGAAUUACGGUAUCCCAAAUUAUAAUUAUAACAUCCCAAAAUAAUUUGGGCAGCAUGUAUAGUUAUAAUGUUAAUAUUAUAGAA
Rhizophagus irregularis DAOM 181602=DAOM 197198 is the source of this 1016-nucleotide messenger RNA. NCBI's taxonomy places the organism in Eukaryota, Fungi, Glomeromycota, Glomeromycetes, Glomerales, Glomeraceae. The record is from RefSeq and is a predicted model, not a curated record.